UGGGUAUCAGACUAAAACACUGGUUGGUCUCUCGAAAGACAAGAAAGGAAAAGGUGCAAGAGCAACCAAAGUUUUCAACUUUAUUGAGUUGAAAUUUGAAUUUGACAAAGAGGGAAAUUCGAUGAAUGAAAACACUGGCAAAAGUCUAAGAACUGCCACGCUCCAUUGACACAGUCAUCCUCGAUCGAAAAUGAAAGGGAAAAUGGUCCAUUCGGAACUUAUCUACAGAGGAGGAGGAGGUAUUAGAACUUAAUUAAAUUUAAUAAUCUCUAUCGCUUAACUCAUAAUAAAAGGAAAUUCAAAAAGGAAAAAAAAAAAGAAAAGAAAAUCGAAUCAGAAUCAAUACCAGCUAAAAUGGACCAUUCAAAGUUUGGGCCUUUCCCGAUGAAUAGGCAUCCUCUGUUCCUUAAACCGGAACCGCCGGCCCAUGAACCGGUGGCCGUCCGUGCAGUUCAGAUGGGAUGAGUAGUGGAACAAAAUACAAAGUAGUAGAAUAAUACUAAUAUCUUGCGCUUUAAUGGGAACUUUUUGCCAUUCCUACUACGCACUAUUCUACAGCAUUCACAUUCGUAGGUGCAGAAGUUUUAGCGGCACUUGGAAAUCCCUUUCCCGCUUCAGCAAUUCCCCCAGGAAAGGCGUCGAUUGCAGAACCCGGUUGAGUGGCGGUGCUAAAUCGGGUUUGGGUUCGGGCGGUGUCAUCACUGGUGAGGUAAUGGAGCAUGUAACAAUUAACGGUUCUGAGGUUGUUGUCGGAGACCCUCAAUCGCUUCAGAGCAAAAUCUCCUCAAUUCGAAUUGCGGGUCCCCAGAAACUCCAGGUGAUUGCGGAUUUUGAUGCCACCUUAACCAAGUACUGGAUAGACGGACGUAGAGGGCAAAGCAGUCAUGGCUUGUUGCAGCAGGGGAAUCCAGAAUUUGAUGAGAAGAGACAGAAGUUAUACGAGUAUUAUCAUCCCUUGGAAUUUGACCCAACGAUUCCGCUUGAUAGAAAAGCAGUACUUAUGGAAGAGUGGUGGGGAAAAACUCAUGCACUUCUCAUUGAAGGUGGCCUUACAUAUGAUGCAAUUAAAACAUCUGUGGCUAAUGCUAAUAUUGCAUUUAGGGAAGGCGUCAUUGAACUCUUCGAGUUCUUGGAGGGAAAAGAUAUUCCGAUUCUUGUAUUUUCUGCGGGUCUGGCAGACAUAAUAGAGGAGGUGUUUAGGCAGAAACUUCAUAGAUCCUUCAAAAAUGUCAGGAUUGUAUCCAACAGAAUGGAAUUUGACAAGAAUGGCCAGCUAGUGGCCUUCAGAGGGAAGACAAUUCAUGUUCUGAAUAAAAAUGAGCAUGCACUUGACAUGGCUGGUCCUGUUCAUGACCGAAUUGAUAAUACCAAUGGAGAAAUCGAGGACAAUUCAUCUGUGAAAAAGAGAACUAAUGUGUUGCUUCUGGGUGAUCACAUUGGAGACCUGGGAAUGUCUGACGGUCUAGACUAUGAAACACGGAUUUCACUCGGUUUUCUGAAUGACAACAUUGAAAAUUCUCUUGAGAGCUAUCAGAAAGCCUUUGAUGUAGUGUAUCUGAAUGAUGCUUCCAUGCGAGGAGUUUUGAAGCUUACUUCUCAGCUUUGUCCCGACUGAACAUGCUCUAGCUGCUGGCAAUGUGUUGGCUUUAAUGGUCUUCUCCAAACACUAAGGUCUCCAAAAUAGACCAAGGAAACUGUGGAACUACUUGAGUUAUGGAGCAGGAUUGUUAUCUCAAAUAUCAUAGUUUUAGUUAGUGGAUAUUAUAUGUGUUUGUUUAAAACUUCUUGCUUGAAGAGGCCAAUUCUUUGAACUAUCUCUUAGCCCCUUGAGUACCUAUCUUGCUGUUUAUAGCAGUGGCAACGGACAACUAUGCAAACAUUUUGGAGGUACAUUAUGGUUUUGUGCUACUGGUGAGGAGAAAUUCAGGCUAGUUGUUUAAUUUGGUAACAAUGCCUUGCUUAAAUUUAAUUAAUUGUUUCAAGCAAGAAGUAUUUUAGUACCCUGUAAUAUUAUGAUCAUGUACACAAACAUUCUUGAAGAUCAAGAAAGAUUGUUCAUUCUUGUACUCUUCAGUUGUCAUGAAACAGGGAAAUGCACAUCAAAAAGAUAGGGUUAGAACUCGAAUAAAGUUUUAUGAUGAUCUCUAUACAGCCACAGGCAAACUCUCCGUCGUAUAAACAACUGCCUCCAUGGGAUUAGAAAUCACAGCUUCCACGGGAUCAGAAACCACCAAUGGCUGUGAGAACUUGGUAUAGUGGAAUUCAAUUUGUAACCGAUGAUGAAGAGGGACCGAUGCCAGCAAACCCUUUUUAAGAUCAACUUGAAGUUCCCUCAAUGGGAUAGCAGCCAAAAAGCUCUUGAUAUACUCUUUGCAUGUGUCUUUGCCUUGGAAAAGAAUUGUUGGUUCUUCUUUGUUCACAAGAACAAUUUGAUCUUCAGAAACAACCACUUCUUUCAAAUCCUUUCCCUCCACUUUCUCACCACCAUCUUUAGGAGCUUUAUCAUCUGACUUUUGAGUCUCGCUGGGUACUUCUUGAAUUGUUGUAUCUCUGUCGAAUUUGAGGAUAAAGGCCUGAUUGCAUCCUUCAAACAGCCUCUCCCCCAAGGUGUCAACAAUGUAGAAGGCAUCUUGCUCAACCUUGAGGAUGAAGAAGUGAUCAUUCCAGCUUACAAUGUAGACUAAAGGGUCCGUAGCAGCACUGCAGUCGCUUGGUAUGGCUUGAGAUAUCUCAUCCCAUAUGUUAUCGAAAGACAUGGCACCUUGAAGGAAGUCCAAUUCCCCAUCCUCUAUUCCUUCCGGAUGGAAGAAUCCUACGAAAGACUUCUCUGGAACUACUGAGAGGGAAUGGACUUUAGCCUGAAGGACUGUCUCAAGGUCAAAAUGUUUGUCAGGGAAUUGCUCUCGGUAGCUCUCAUUUUCACACAGGUUUCUCCAAUCCAGUGAACCUUCUCGGAUCAGGCUGUCAAAUUGAGACUUGAUUGGCAUUUCACCACGAUUAUUUUGAAACCAAUCUGCAAUUACAGCAACCAGAGAUGUGCAUGCUCCUUCACCUGCUGCUCGUUCGCUCCUUUGAUCAAUUGAAGCAAAGAAAACACUGGUUUUCAACUUCAGAUGGCCAUCACGACUAAGUAUCUCCCUCUGCUCCCAACUUCCAACGGCAAAAUUGUCAUCCCCAAACUCAGAAACUGAAGAUCUACUUGUAAUGGCAUCCUCCUCCGAUUUAAGUACCUGUCAGAUCAUAAAUUAUUAGUUAGAACUCGAGCAAUUACUUACAAAGAUGAUGAGUGGAAAUUUGAGGACUGAGAUUCUGUUAACUUUUCCACAACAAUUGGAAAUGCAUGAAUUUGGAAAGGUAUUGUCUGUACCCCAAAACUGGAUUCAGAA
Oldenlandia corymbosa var. corymbosa is the source of this 3386-nucleotide messenger RNA. The record is from the annotation of a GenBank genome assembly. Lineage: Eukaryota; Viridiplantae; Streptophyta; Magnoliopsida; Gentianales; Rubiaceae.